AUCCCAUCCAUUACUCAAAAAAUAUUAAAGCAUCAAUGGAGAAAUCGAAAUAUUCCCUAAUUAGCUCCAAUAUGUUUCUUCAUCUUCUUCUGGUUCUAUUAUUAGUCAUACAAAUAAGUCCCCUGCAAGUGCAAGCUGCUGCAACAGUUAAAUUUCUUCCCGGAUUUGAAGGUCCUCUUCCUUUUCAUCUUGAAACCGGGUAUGUAGGUGUGGGUAAAGAAGAGAAACACCAGCUAUUCUAUUAUUUUAUUAAAUCAGAAUCAGAUCCUGAAAAUGACCCUCUUAUAUUGUGGCUCACUGGGGGACCUGGUUGCUCUUCUUUCAAUGGAGUUGUCUAUGAAAUUGGGCCAAUAUAUUACACACAAAAAAAGUACAAUGGGAGCCUACCAACACUUGAACUGACUCCAUACUCCUGGACCAAGGUUGCAAACAUAAUUUUCUUAGAGCAACCUGUAAAUACUGGAUUUUCUUAUGCAACAACACCAGAAGCAAUGCAUGUCAUUGAUGUUGAUGCAUGUACGCACGUCUAUGAAUUCUUACUUAAGUGGUUGGUUGAUCAUCCAGAAUUUAGUUCAAAUAAUUUUUAUUUGGGCGGAGAUUCAUAUUCCGGCAUUGUUAUUCCACGUGUUGUCCAACUGAUAUCAGAUGGAAUUGAAGCAGGCAACAAGCCUUUGAUUAACCUUAAGGGUUAUAUACUCGGAAAUCCUUUGACGUUUCCUGAAGAAAAAAAUUUUAUGAUUCCAUUUCUUCUUGGCAUGGGAAUCAUUCCUAAAGAUCUUUAUCAGUCAAUGGUGCAAAAUUGUAAAGGAGAAUAUAGAGAGGACUUUGCUCCCACUAAUGCUCAAUGCACACAAGAUCGGGAUAUUUUGGACGAGCUGUUGAUCAAUAUUAAUGAUCAACAUAUUUUAGAACCCUUGUGUGGAUCAGAAACUGAAUUGAGAAUGCCAUUUCCAUCUACAUUUCGAAGGAGAAGAAGAUCUCUUGAAGAGAGUGGCAUCUCAUCCACUUGUUAUGGAAGGCUUGUUGAUAGACACGACCUCUCGAAUCAUUGGGCAAAUGACCCUCGAGUCCUGAAAGCUCUCCAUGUUCGAAAGGGAACUAUAGAUCACUGGGCAAGAUGCAAGCAACAUGGUAUUAAAAAAUACUACACAUUUACCUCUAUGGAUAGUAUUCCAUAUCAUAUAAAUCAUAGCUCUAAAGGUUAUCGAUCACUUAUAUACAGUGGUGAUCAUGACAUGGGUGUACCAUUUCAAUCUACAGAAGCAUGGAUUAAAUCACUGAAUUAUUCAAUUGUUGAAAAUUGGCGUCGAUGGAUAGUUAAUGGUCAAGUUGCAGGAUAUACAAGAUCUUAUGCCAAUAAGAUGACAUUUGCAACAGUAAAGGGAGCAGGACACGUAGCCGCUGAGUACAAAAGGGAAGAGUGCUUUAAUAUGUUCAAGAGAUGGAUAUCUCAUGAUCCUUUAUAAGCUAUUGAAACUAUUAGCACGAUCGAUCCUGGUUAGAAAUAUUUAUUUGAGUCGAGAAUUUAUUGAAAAAUAAUUUUUUUAUUUUUACAUGAUAAGAAUAAGGUCUACGGACAUAUUAUUCUCUCAUAAUAUUGUGCAUGGCAGAACAUAUGCAAUUGAACUAUAUUGAAGGAGUUUCAAAAGUGUGGAUCGUUUAACUAUA
Molecule: messenger RNA, 1668 nt
Organism: Solanum dulcamara
Lineage: Eukaryota; Viridiplantae; Streptophyta; Magnoliopsida; Solanales; Solanaceae
Product: serine carboxypeptidase-like 11
Exons: 14
Coding region: 36-1466 (476 amino acids)
Biological process (GO): secondary metabolic process; proteolysis
Molecular function (GO): serine-type carboxypeptidase activity; acyltransferase activity, transferring groups other than amino-acyl groups
Source: RefSeq, a predicted model, not a curated record